UCGAGUCCACCCUGUGCCCGAUGCCCACCUUGUCAGAAGGAGCCCGGAGCCCCGAGUGCCACGGCCGGGCUUUCCCGGAGCACCCCGGGCUCGGCGACUCCGCCAGCUCCCUGCGCAGCCCCUGCCCGUGUCUGAUGGGCUGAAAACUCGGUCGUGCGACUGAAGGUUAAAGGAUGUUUGUCUCUGUUUGCUGGUACAAAAUCGAUGUUUCUGGAGCACCUGGGCGGGAUUUGAAGAUGUCUAAAAAGAAACUGAAAAAAUUAACUGAAAAGGAAGACUCUUUGGAUGGCCGGGAUGACAAAACCUCUGAGGACACAAGAUCUUAUAAGCACACUAUGAAAGGAGAGACAGAACUCCAGAGAUCCAGACCAGAGAAAGAUGGGCAAGAGAAGAAGCGACACCGAGGUUCUAGUGUUUCUCAUGAUGCUGAGGAGAGAUCCCAAGGAAAAUCUCCAAAUAGAAGCAAAACCCCAGACAAUUCUUCAGUUAGACCUGAAAAGCAAAAGAAAGUCAUUAUCCAAUUUAAACCCAAAGAAAUUAAGCACGGAAAAAGCACCCGCACUCCUGACGCAGUGACUGCGAGCAAGGAACGAAGUCGCUUGGAGGGAACAGAGAAAAGGCUCUGGUACACCUUUGAACUUCAGAGGGAGAAGGCCCUGAAGAAAAAGAGAGAGAAGGCUGAACUCUGCAAGCUCAAGUUAAAAGCAGAACAAGCCAUGAUAGAGAAGUUUAAGUCGUCUGUGUCCGAUGUGCCACGGAAAAGGGCGGACGGCUCGAAGAAGCGCAGUGAAGAUGGCAGAAUCCCAAAGAAGCCACCCAGCACCUCUGUGAGGACUGUGUGUGGUGGCAGACCUGUCACUAAGGAGUCGGAUGUACUAUCUGGCCUUUGGGAAGAGGAGGAGGAGGAGGAGGAAGAAGAAUAUAAGGAGUUUCCUGUGAAAAAGAGGCACGUGAGUAAACACAGAGCAACAGACUCUUCAGCCGAGACACCGCCACGAUGGGACCCCCGUAAGCGCAGAAAGCACGAUGCUGGUUCUCCUGAACCUUCUGGACCUUCAGGGACUGAAGAAAGGGACUUUGAAGCCACAGAAAUAUGUUUUAAGCAGAAUUUGGGGAGCCUGUGCACGUCUGAGUCCUACCAGGAAGGUGAGGUCAGAAAGCCUGUGCCUGUCCAGCAGAACUUUGAAGACUUUCCAGCCCUUCAAGACAAUCAGAACCCAGAAACAGACCAAGAGAUGCAGAUAGCUGAAGACUUGCACGUUGCCCGUGUGGAGAAGAGGAUGGCACUGUCUGUAGUCCAGGCUUGUGGAGAGCUCACAAGCAUGGACAUUGAUCUUCCAGAGCAGGAUUUAAAUGUUUCUGCUGAGGCUUUUACUUCUGGUCUGAACAUUCUGGUGGUGAUUGACACAAACAUCAUGAUUAGUCACCUUGAGUUUGUCAGAUCCCUGAAGUCUGAGGAUAUACCAGGUGUUGACAGACUUGCUUUAAUAAUUCCCUGGGUCGUCCUACAAGAGCUGGACAACUUGAAGAAGGGGAAGAUGUUGCAGCAUGUCCGGGACAAAGCUAUCCCUGCAGUCCAGUUCAUCUACAAGUGUCUCAAAAACCAGGAUUCCAGGCUGUGGGGACAGUCCAUGCAGCUGGCUUCUCAAAAAAUAUAUGGGCUGAGUGAUGAGAACAACGACGACCGUGUCCUGCAGUGCUGCCUCCAGUACCAGAGCCUCUUCCCUCAGGCUGUUGUCAUCCUCUGCACGGAUGAUAAAAAUUUAUGUAAUAAAGCCAUUGUGAGUGAGGUCAAGGCAUUCUGCAAAGCUGAUUUGGUCACUGCUCUGCAGAAUGUGAACGUGAACAGGCCCCAGAGCUGUGGGGAACAGCAGCCAAAACGUGAUACAGAAUUUGAGAAGACACAAGGAGGUGAUGCUGGGUUUGCUGCUCAAUUCCCAAAUGUGCUUCCAGACCUUGAGAAGAACUUAGGAGAAGCUUUGUCCUGUAUUUUGGAGACUGAAAUGAAACUUGCAUUCGGAAACCUGUGGAUGGAGAUCCUGUAUCUGAAGCCACCAUGGACAUUAGUAAACCUGCUGAAGUGUUAUAAAAAACACUGGAUGGCUGUUUUUGGUUAUGUGGUGCCAAGGAGUUUACUUUCAACUGUUGAGUGUCUCUCUAAACACCUUUGUACAGGUAAAAAUCCUGGAGAAUGGGAGAGCUGUGUAACAAUGAAACCUGAAGUGCACAGGAUGAUUCCUUGGAAUGGAGAGUGUUCCUGGAGGUUUCCCUUUGGAAAGGAUGUGCAGGUUUGCAAACCCUUUUUACACUUGCUUGAAAAAAACCCCAAACUUUUAUCUUUCAGAAUUUUGAGCCCAACAAGCAGUUUCCAAGAUAUUUGGACCCUCUAUAACUUCCUCAGAAGACACGAGGUGAAUAACAGUCUGAAAUUCACUGCUGAGGAGCUUUAUGGGUGUGUUUCCCAGGAGUUGUACAGGGAAAGGCUGGAAGUUGGUUGCUGCCAGCUGGCACAGCUGGAGCAGACCCUGGAGCAGUGCCAGGUGUCGGCGCACAGGGAGGCCGAGAGCAGGGGCUGGCUGUGACUCCCUGGGCUGGGACAUCCCUGGGCUUGGACACCCCCUGGGCUGGGACAUUCCCCGGGCUGUGACAUCCCAGGGUUGUGACCCGGAGCUGGGGGGCUCAGCCCUGCCUUGGCCUGGCCCAGGUGAACCCUGACUCCCCAGGGGAGGAGAGGGAGGUGCUGGAGGAGCCAAAAACCCGCCUUCUUUGUUCUCAACGGUGCUGGUUUGUGCUGGAGUUGAAGGAAAAAGAACCUGGUUACCUGUGGACAUUAAAUGUCGAAUUUCUGCUGAAAUGAAAUGCUCUGUCUCGAAGGAGGGUCCCAGCUGGAUAUCGUUGGAUACCCAGGAAAACCACGGCUGGGCUGCUCUGAGUGCUGUUAAUGAGCCCAUGUUUGUUUUGCUGGUACUUUAGAAGUGACGGGAGAUAAGAGUCUGUUGUGUCCCUUGGGGGGCUCUGGAGGAUGGAAAGGGGCUGAGGACAAGGCUGGGAAUGAAGGACUGAGGAGGGACAACGGGGACAGAUGGAUGCUCAUUGUUUUUAAAGACAGAGCAGAACCCCCUCCCUGCUGCAGGUGUGUUUGUCCUGGAGCCCUUCACAGAGGAAAGGGAUGUUUUUCCUUUGUUAAAAUGCCUGCUUAACCUUCAUACAGUGGAAACCUGCUGGCAGUGCUCUUUGGGAAACUCCUCAUCCUUCUCUUGCCACCUCCUCCUGCCAAGGUGGGACUGGUCACCCUGCUCUGCAGGUGCCACCUCUCACUGCACUGCUGGUUGCUUUCCAGAACUGCUUUAAGCCCGUGAAAGUUUCCAAAAGCCAUUUUCCAAGGCCUUUCUAACGCUACCUCUUCUGUGUGUGCAUUUGUACAGAGACAAGAGACAACUGGCAAAGUUCUAAAGGGUCUAUUUUGAUAUUAACUUCUGGAUGUAUUUGUAAAACCUCGAUUAUACAGAUGUAAUUUAUUGUUAAAAUAAACAGUGGUUAAUUCUUGA
Molecule: messenger RNA, 3548 nt
Organism: Lepidothrix coronata (blue-crowned manakin)
Lineage: Eukaryota; Metazoa; Chordata; Aves; Passeriformes; Pipridae
Gene: SWT1
Product: SWT1, RNA endoribonuclease homolog
Exons: 17
Coding region: 174-2582 (802 amino acids)
Cellular component (GO): nucleus
Source: RefSeq, a predicted model, not a curated record